This is a messenger RNA of Diceros bicornis minor, 1488 nucleotides long. RefSeq names its product neuroglobin (gene NGB). The record is from RefSeq and is a predicted model, not a curated record. Gene Ontology annotation, molecular function: heme binding; oxygen binding. The transcript has 4 exons. Lineage: Eukaryota; Metazoa; Chordata; Mammalia; Perissodactyla; Rhinocerotidae. The coding region runs from base 176 to 631 and encodes 151 amino acids.
GGGAGCCUCCACCUAGGGCGGGGAAGGAGCGGUUGCUGGACCCCGCCCCGCCGAGGCGCGCGGGCCGUAGGGGGUGCGGAGUGGCCCGCGUCGCCGCGGAGAUGGCGCGCCACGUGCGGUGACGGUGCCCGCGCCCCGAGGGUCCCAGCUCUGCGCCCUGCGUUCCCGGGCGAGCAUGGAGCGCCCCGAGCCCGAGCUGAUCCGGGAGAGCUGGCGGGCGGUAAGCCGCAGCCCGCUGGAGCAUGGCACCGUCCUGUUCGCCAGGCUGUUUGACCUGGAGCCCAACCUGCUGCCCCUCUUCCAGUACAACUGCCGCCAGUUCUCCAGCCCAGAGGACUGCCUCUCUUCUCCCGAGUUCCUGGACCACAUCAGGAAGGUGAUGCUGGUGAUUGAUGCUGCGGUGACCAAUGUGGAGGACCUGUCCUCGCUGGAGGAGUACCUUGCUGGCCUGGGCAGGAAGCACCGUGCGGUGGGCGUGAAGCUCAGCUCCUUCUCGACGGUGGGUGAGUCCCUGCUCUACAUGCUGGAGAAGUGCCUGGGCCCCGCCUUCACACCAGCCAUGCGGGCCGCCUGGAGCCAGCUCUAUGGGGCCGUGGUACAGGCCAUGAGUCAAGGCUGGGAUGGCGAGUAAGAGGCGGCCUCUGCCCAGCAGUUUCCGCCUCACAGCCCCCGUCUCUCUGUGUCUGUUUAUCUGUGUCUGUAGUAGCCCAGGCUCCCCUAGGCCUGCCUGCAUCUUGGUCCUUGUCCCCUUGGCUGUACUGGAGAGAUGAAGGAGCAGGGCUGGGUCUCAAUCCCCUCCACCCCCAGCUGCAGACAGGAGUGGGUUUUCCUUCAGGAAGGGGCUUCCAGAUUUCCUCACACCCCCAAAACGCUUCUUGCUCUCUAACAUCCCCUUCUCCACCAUGAGGAGGAGCAGCGUUUGGUGCAGCAGUGGCACAGGGCCGGGAAGGGAUAGGGCUUUGAGAGAAGGGGCUCUGCUGUCAGCCACCCUUCUCAGGUGAGCCUGGGCCAAGGUGGGCAGUUGAUGGCUGAGCAUCAGGCACCUCCCAUCUUGCCUGCCUUCAAUGCCUUUCCCUCCCAGGGGCCUUUGCUUCUCACAAGGAAAGAGGAGGGACAGCUUGAGCCUUCCUGGUGGAAUCAGAGGCUCAGGGAACGGCUGAGGAAGGAGAGGGACCUGGAUUUGUGAUGGGGGUCAUCUGAGUCUCAGGGGCCUUACUUAGAGGCCCCCUGACAGAGUAGUUUUUCUUUUGUGGUGUCUCCCUUCCCUCAUUCAGCACUUCUGGUGGGAGCUCCCUUAUUAUCGCUCUGUAGGAGCCAGGGUGGGGUGGCGCUGGGGAAGGGCAAGGAGGGAGGGGUGGCUUCAUUCCAACGAGACCUGAGUUCGGUGGCUCUUCCUCACCACCCCACUCCAGCAGGGCCUGGAUCUUAUCUCCCUGACCCUCCUUUCUGCCUCUGCCCACACCAACUGCGGGUCCACAGCUCCCUGUA